AUGAUUAAGCAUAUAGAAGACAAUGAUGGAUUCACACUGGAUGAGCUCUUAGAAUCUAUAGUCGCCGAAAAGAUAUUUAACAUAAAUGAGGAUAAAAUUCUUACUCGGCUGGCCUCCGCCAUUAAACUUAAAUUUUCAACAGUUUACGAUAACACAUCGACCAAUAUAUUUGUUAGAGCAUCCUUAGCGGAUAGCACCUAUAAAUCGCAGAGUAACAUAUUGUUUACUACACGUAGUGUAAGAAAUGAAGUUAAUUCCUCAAGGCCCAGAAUACCUCAGAAACCUACCAUUUUAAACUGGUUUAAAAGAGACGCCUCAAAGACAGUUGAAAAGAAGGAAGUAAAACAAGAGUGUGUGUACACGGAAGAGCAGCCUUCCUCCAAUAUUAUACCCGUUGAUAUUGACCCUUUUGGGACUUUGGUGAUCACCGGAGAGAUGUUGGCUUUCUCCUCAGAUGAUGAGUCAAACUUGGACACUGAAAGGACACACCUCAAGGAUGUAAAGCCAUCAUCGGCUGCCAACGCACGAUAUGCAGCAGAUGAGGAUGAUGAAACAUGUCUGGACGACAAUUCUCUGAAUAAUUGGUCCACAGAUGACUGCUCACAAUCGAGUAAAUCGGUAGAUUUUGACGUUGCCGACGGCGUUGCGGACUCUAAUAAUCAGUUGGACGAGAAAGGCUUUAGUCCGAUGGAUAUCAACUCAGCCACAAAUGUAGAUGUAGCCGCUAAAGAUGAUUACAAGGGGAAGGAAAACGUGAUCUAUUUGGGUAAUAAUAUAAUUGUGCUCCACGGCAGUGGAAAUAAUGCGUCAGGGUGUUAUUGGCUCCUGAGUAAAGUGUUUGAUUGCGAAUUUAAGACACUGAUAACGAACACGUAUCAGGAAAACGAGUUUAUCAUCAUCCAAAAUAAGAAGGUGCAGCACAUAGACUGUACAGUGUUGAAGACCCAGUUGAGUGACGAGUUGAUACCAGUAGAAAAGGUGAAGGACAUACUGUUGAACAGACACAGCCAAGUGUGCGUUCUGGAGCACUUUGACCACCUGGGAAAAAAUUGGCAAAUACUCAUGAGCAAGUGGUUCAACAAGGUGUACGAAAAGCUGUUCAUCAUACUGUGCUGUAAUGUAAACUACGUGGACUUCAGAGUCAGGUCAUAUUCGCUGGUUCUGAGGCUGAACGGGCUCGACAGGGAUAGGUUCAUAGACCACGCGCACAAGAUCUACGUCAUGAACGCGAACAGGAACAGGUACUGCCUGUCCAGGUUGAACGUGAUUGAAAUCGCGAACAGGGUGGAUUUCGACCUCAUUCUGUUCUUCAACACGCUGGUCGACGCCCAGCGCAACUACAUGAAUGCCAUCAGGAAGCACAGGACGAGGCAGAGCCACAAAUGGCUUCGGAGCCUAAUACAUAUAAUUCUGCACAACUCCCGCAAUUUUUCGAGCCUCAAGAGCAGCCUGAUAACUGACACCAUAGCCGAGUACGGCGUCCACGAGUUGGACCUAAUGCUGAUCGACUUCUACAACAGGCUGAUGGAAAUGGGAAGUUUGGAGCUCGAACCUCUGAAGCCGGACAUCAACAGGCUAAUCUCCAACAUGUUCGUGGAUAAGCCGCUGGACGAUGACUUGACUGACCUUGAGGCUAAGAUCUGCUGUAUGAAGUUCCUCGUAUACGACUUAAUUUGCUUGAUACAGGAUUCAAGACUUAGUCGCGCCAGCUAA
Messenger RNA from Theileria orientalis strain Shintoku, 1713 nucleotides. RefSeq lists its product as hypothetical. Lineage: Eukaryota; Apicomplexa; Aconoidasida; Piroplasmida; Theileriidae. The transcript has 6 exons. The record is from RefSeq and is a predicted model, not a curated record. Bases 1 to 1713 code for a protein of 570 amino acids.